AGGUUAUUCCCCACAUAUUCUCAGCACCACAGUUCCCACCCUUCACAAGUCAUCCUUCCAAUCCUGCGACUCACUAGAGCAAGGAAUUCCAUUUGCAAACUUAAAAUCGCAAGCUGUGCUUGCUUUGAUACGGCUUUGUAGCUACCUGAAAAAUCCCUUUCACUACUCGUGCAGGCCACGACUUCUCAACAGAGCUUAUUACAUUUGAUAUAGCGGGUUGACCUUUGGCUAUUUACCCUUUGAAGAUCAUGUCCCGAAGCCGGCUUUUGCGCUCUCAGUCAACGGAUGACCUCCUCAGCCGCAAUCUCAAUUCUUAUUCUUCCGGGGCUUGCGACAGCUUUUAUCGCCCGAGCUCAUUUGAUUACCAGGAUCCGCUUGACUAUGACCAGGGGUUUCAGUCACGAUAUGAUAGGCGUUGCUCACAAUCAUCUAGAGCCAAUGAGAGGGAUGCCAGCAGUUACCAUCGCCAUCCUGUGAAAGAGCGUCACGUAACUUGGGCCCCCAUCCUGGAGUCUGCCACUCCCCGUGGCAUAGUCCCUAGCACCUUGGAAAAAAGGCUGGGGUCAAAUGGGACUAACGCUUAUCGAAACUCGAAUCAGUCGUGCCCCAUUCAUGGCUAUGAGGGACAGAAAUUCACUGUGAAUAGAAGCCCGAACAGAUGUAAUUUGGCUGCCAGUUCUUACAAUUCGUGGCCCAAUACUACAAGCCUCUACGAAAUACGUCCAUCGAGCAGGGAUAUUUCACCCAGAUGCAAUUCUAUCUAUGGCUCAACGGAUCCCAGGAUUUCAAGAGACUACUCUCGAUACGAAAACGCUGCUUAUACGUUACCUCAUAGUCAUAGGUACUCAAGCUUGAGCAGUCUCAGGAGCCCUUUCCUAAAUAUGGGAUAUUACCCUUCCAUUGGCUCCAAUUAUCAUGGCCUUGUAAACUCAGCACUGAUUCCACAGUCCAACUUGCAAAGGUCAAAAUGGCGCAGAUCAGUCAUAGGCCUGAAUCGACUGAGUUUGUAUCAUUGACGAGGGAAACAUCGAGUUUUUCUUCACUUUUACGGGUCGGGCUUCCACCUUCUCCUUGAAGUUCCCUUCGACUUUUACUUUGAAAACUAUUUUGUGAUUUCGCCUGGCUGCUUUCACAGAAUUUAUGUUCUCCAAACUGGCUUUUUGUUUCUUUCUUUCGUGCUGCAUACUCUUGUAUUACCACUCUGAAUCAGAUACCUCGCAAGAUAUCAAGUUUUGUACAGUAGUUCUUGAUUCAAAAUAUUGAGUGAGAUAUUCUUAAGAAAAAAAAGUUUGAUCAGUGUGCUUUCAGUAUGCAGGAUUCUAUCUCAAUGGUUUUCAUGAUUCAAA
Molecule: messenger RNA, 1346 nt
Organism: Puccinia graminis f. sp. tritici CRL 75-36-700-3
Lineage: Eukaryota; Fungi; Basidiomycota; Pucciniomycetes; Pucciniales; Pucciniaceae
Exons: 5
Coding region: 249-1016 (255 amino acids)
Source: RefSeq, a predicted model, not a curated record